AUGAGUUCAUCACCGCCGCGCUCCGCUUCGCCCCAGAAACUGAGCCCUGGCUUUGAGAACAGCACCAUUCAGAAACAGAGGCACGAACUGCAGCUUUUAAUUGCAGAACUGAAGGAUCGUGAGAAGGAGCUCAACGACAUGGUUGCAGUGCACCAGAGACAGCUUCUGGCCUGGGAAGACGAUCGGCAACGAGUACUGACCUUAGCAGAACGGUGCAACAUCCUAGAAAAUGAGCUGCACAAGAGAAAUGAAAUAAUAAAAACACUAACCCAAAGGUUAAAGGUCCUAGAAUCCCAGCAGAAUGACAGUAAGACAACGCUUGAACAUACACAGCAGAAGUUUAAAGAGCUCUCUCAAAAAGCAACAGACACAACUCUUCACUGCCAGGUGCUGGAGGAGAAAAAUCAAAAUCUCAACUGCUCCGUGUUGGAACUGUCUGCUAAAAUAGGCCAGCUGCAAGCCAGGGAGCAGGAGCUUCUUACUAUGCUCAAGUUGAAGGACAAGGAUAUACUUGAAGCAACUGAUCACAUUACUGAAUUUACAUCAAAAUUCAAACAGUUGGAGAGUGCACUGCGUGCUGCUAAGUCAGAGGAAUUCAGUAUCAACAAAGAAAAGCAGGACUUCAAACUGAGACUGAAGGAACUGCUGCUUGAAACAAAUAAGCUGAAAGAUGACCUCUGUGAAAAGAUGAAGGAAAAUAAUGACCAGCGGGAAGAAAUCAUGAACCUCAAAGAAGAGAAUGGCUACUUGAAGAAUGAGCUUGCGCUUAGUGUUGAGAAAGCAAAUAGAAAGGACCAACUUCUUCAGUUUGCCAAAUCUAAACAAGUACGGACUGAUACAGAACUAUCAAGUUUGCGGCAGCAGAUUUAUGUAAAACAGCAACGUGACUUGCAAUUUCUUCAUUUCAACUUGGAGAGUUCACAGGAAUUAAGGCAAAAGCAUGAAAAGAAGACACAUGAAAUACGCACAGGUAUGGCAUUCCCUGCCCCUGAAAGUAACAGCGAAGCACAGACUAUUAGGAGGAAGGGCACCGUGUGCGAGGAAGGUGGAACUGCACAGGCUCAGCAGUGUAGGCUAAAAACCAUCUCUGAGCUGGGUGAAGCAGAGAACAGACUGUUACUGAAUGCUUCAGACUUGGAGAAAGCCACCUCAGCACACUUAAAUCGGUGUCAAAAAGUUGUGAAAGGCUUGGCUGUCCUCGUGGAAGAGGAGGAACAGCAGGAUGUUGCAUCAAGCUCUGAUGAGCCAGGCAGCAAAGUAUUUUGUGGGACAAACAACACAAGGCCUUUGAGAAAUUGGGAAAUUUCCGAGAAUGGAUUGGAAAGUGGAGACCAUCAAACCUUUGAGUCGGCCUUACCUGUAUGUGAGCAUUGGCCUAACUUCAAUUCUUGUGUAGAUUCACAAAGUACUUCCAUCCAGGACACUAUCAAAUCUGACAAAUCUGAUUAUGAAGAUAAAAACUGGGAAGAGAGAAAUGGAAUUUUAUGCAGCUCAAAAAGCAGAGACACACUUAAUGUAAUUCACAAGCCUGAAUCUGAUUCCUGUAGUAAUAACUUCAUCAUAAAAAAAGCUGCAUGGUGGAAGCCUGUAACAGAUCUGGAAUGGAUGAAGAUUUUCAAACCCAUAAAAGGAAGUGGAAAUACAUGGCACAGAAAACCUUGCAACUGUCUCAAGACUGCAGAGGAGAAAAAGUGUGCCAGCCCCAUAAGUGAAGGAAAUGCAGAGCUGAAUUCUUUUCAGUUGGAUUCUCCCUGUCGUUUGACAUCCACUCAAAAAGGAGGCAGGCCUCAAAGAUUCUCCGAUGCAGACUUCCUUCUGGAGAUGGGCAACCUCUCAGCCAUUCAGCCAAGCAAGAGAUGCUGCCAUCCUACUAUUGACCAAGAGGCCUGUUCCAGCACAACUAAGCUGCAGCAUUUGCUGGCCGAGUCCCGACAGAUGGUUGCUGAUCUGGAGCUUAGCCCUCUUCUCCGCACAAGCCCUCGCCGCAGCCCGAACAGCAGCAGUGUUAAUGCGACAACAGAGCUCGCAGAGGCUCUUUGCAGAUCACCAUUGCCAGCUGCAGAGGAAAGCGAGGCUAAACUCCCAUUCUUUUCUCUGUGAUCUUGAGUGAGUAUGAAG
Messenger RNA from Tinamus guttatus (white-throated tinamou), 2118 nucleotides. It is a transcript of the gene CCDC62, whose product is annotated as coiled-coil domain containing 62. NCBI's taxonomy places the organism in Eukaryota, Metazoa, Chordata, Aves, Tinamiformes, Tinamidae. The record is from RefSeq and is a predicted model, not a curated record.